AUAGGUACAAAGUUCCGGAAUUAGUGCAAGGCUGGUGUAAGACUAUUGCAGGAUAUCAGAAUUCAUUUGGUAGUGUGCUACCUUUUUGGUUUUGGUUAAAAAGAUUUACUUCCCUUGGAUACGAUGAAGCCAGCAUCACUUCUAUGUUCGCGGAAACUGGAGAGGCUGCUGUUCGCAGCACGCCUCUCUGUAAGGCCAUUAAGGACAUCUACAUCUACGGGAAACAUGCACAGGCUGUAUGAAGGUGUAAAAGAUGAGGUACCAGCUACUAAAGGUAUUGUAACAGGUACUAUUCCUCCCUGGGUGGAUGGAGCCCUCUACAGGAAUGGCCCUGCAAUUUUCCAGAUUGGGGUUGACAAGUUUGAGCACCUGUUUGAUGGCAUGGGAGCCAUACAGAAGUAUGAGGUCAAAGAUGGAAUGGCUGUAUUCUCGCGGAAAUUUAUCAACAGCAACUCCUAUCAGAAAAACAUGGCCGCCAAUAGGAUAGUCGUCUCAGAAUUUGGAACCAUAGCUCAGUAUCCUGAUCCAUGUAAAAAUAUAUUUCAAAGAUUCUUCUCCUAUUUCAAGUUAGGGACGCCGACUGAUAACACAAGCAUCACGGUCUGGCCACUGCGGGAUAGGAUUUUUACCAGUACAGAGACACAUUUCCUACACGAGAUAGACCCAGACAACCUAGACACCAUAAGUAAGGUGGACCUAAAGCAAUAUUUAACGAUUAAUUCAGCAGUAGCACAUGUCCACUGGGAUCGUGAAGGAACCAUCCACAGUAUAGGACAUCUAUAUGAAGGUCACCCUUCUUACUGUAUCUUUAGAAUCCCUGGUGGCUCAGAUUUUAAAGAUUCCAAAGUUGUGGCCUCUGUAAAGUCGAGAUGGAAGAUGAACCCUGGCUACUAUCACAGUUUUGCUGUCACUGAAAACUACUAUGUGUUUUUGGAACAACCUUUAGUGGCUAAUGUCUUCAAGAUUCUCACUUCCCGGAUCCGUGGGAAGAGAUUACCAGACUGCCUUGAUUAUUGGCCAAAUGAGAAGGUAAUCUUCCACAUAAUUGACAAGGCCACAGGAGAGCAGGUUAACAAAUCGUUUGUUUACCAGUCGGAUGCCUUUUUCACAUUUCACCAUGUAAACGCCUAUGAAGAUGGAGGGUCAUUGGUUCUGGACAUGUGUACAUACACUGAUGCCCAAGUAAUCAACAAGGUGUAUAUGAAGGAUUUCAACGAGGAAAACAUUGAUGAUACACUGAGGGAUUUACCCAUGGCUAUGCUGAGUCGCUUUGUCCUACCACUUAAUGUUACAGAACAAACCCCAUGUAACAAGAACUUGAUCGAGAUGUCUGGGUGUGAUGCGACAGCUGUCAAGACAACAGACACCACAGUAGACUGUACACCAGACACUAUAUAUGAUAAAGGAUUUGAACUCCCGACUGUGAACUACGAUCUCUACAACGGAAGAAAAUAUCGUUACAGCUACGGAUUCAGCAUACAAAGUGGAAAAGUCAUUGCAUUGGUGAAGGUUGACAUUGUCAAUAAAACCUCUCUCCAGUGGGACAGUCCAGGAUGCAUGCCAACAGAGCCUAUCUUUGUAGCAGAUCCGAAUGGAACUGAGGAAGAUGACGGUGUUGUAUUGUCAGCAGUGUGUACUACGUCAGAGGACCAGGAUCCUUUCCUGUUGGUUCUGGAUGGGAAAACCUUUACAGAGGUGGCCAGAGCACGAUUCCCUGGUGUCCAAAUUAACAGAGAUCUUCAUGGAUUUUUCAGAAAGGCUGUAGAUUGUCGGAUGUAGGGGUUUGUGUGAAAAUAUCAUAAAUGGGUGUAAAAUCAAUCGCAAAAGAGUGACCACUUUAAUGAUUGCUGUAACUAUUAGGAAUCAAUACUAAUCAUAUUUACAACUUUGAUUGACCAAGUAUUACUUACUUGGUUUGAUAAGUACCAUUUACAAGGCUAACACUAUAUCACUAACAAGGUGUGGCCCUGAGUCAACAUUAAAAGGCUUUGUACUGAGUCAACAUUAAAAGGCUUUGUACUGAGUCAACAUUAAAAGGCUUUGUACAGAGUCAACAUUAAAGGUCUAUGUACUGAGUCAACAUUAAAAGGCUUUGUACUGAGUCAACAUUAAAAGGCUUUGUACUGAGUCAACAUUAAAAGGCUUUGUACUGAGUCAACAUUAAUGGUCUUUGUAAUGCGUCAUCAUUACAAAGGCUUGGAACUGAGCCGUCAUUAAAAAGGCUUUGCACGAGUCAAAUCCAAUUUUGGCUAAAAACAUACUUUCAAGGGCCUACUGAAAGCCCUGCUGACCAUAAGUCAAUAAUCUACUUAUGUCAGAUAUUUUCACUGUAACGUUUAAUUUUCUGAUACAGAAAACCAGAGUUUCUAGUCCGAUGCCAUGAUGCCAUUGGUUGUGCCAUUAUGAAAAGUUCCUUUUAAGUAUUUACAACACUUUAUAUAUGUAUAGAAAACAUUUUUUAUGUAUAGUUUAUAUAUAUUACAUGUA
Pecten maximus is the source of this 2487-nucleotide messenger RNA. Its product is annotated as beta,beta-carotene 15,15'-dioxygenase-like. The record is from RefSeq and is a predicted model, not a curated record. Gene Ontology annotation, molecular function: carotenoid dioxygenase activity; beta-carotene 15,15'-dioxygenase activity. Gene Ontology annotation, biological process: retinal metabolic process; carotene catabolic process. NCBI's taxonomy places the organism in Eukaryota, Metazoa, Mollusca, Bivalvia, Pectinida, Pectinidae.